Messenger RNA from Hippoglossus stenolepis (Pacific halibut), 3470 nucleotides. RefSeq names its product transient receptor potential cation channel, subfamily C, member 7b (gene trpc7b). The transcript has 12 exons. Gene Ontology annotation, cellular component: cation channel complex; membrane. Bases 144 to 3167 code for a protein of 1007 amino acids. Gene Ontology annotation, molecular function: protein binding; inositol 1,4,5 trisphosphate binding; store-operated calcium channel activity. Gene Ontology annotation, biological process: manganese ion transport; calcium ion transmembrane transport; regulation of cytosolic calcium ion concentration. Lineage: Eukaryota; Metazoa; Chordata; Actinopteri; Pleuronectiformes; Pleuronectidae. The record is from RefSeq and is a predicted model, not a curated record.
UUGGCGCGGGCACGCUGGCGAGAAGGUGGAGGCUCGGCUCGUCGGGAGAAACUUGUGCGGCCGGAAACUUUGACAAACAGCGUCCAAUGUCGGUCACUUAGCGGCGGGCAAUUCCAAGUGUAUGCUGUUGUCGAACUCUCGCCAUGUCUGACGAGGGAGAAGAAAGCGACGGCGGCGAGAGAGCGCACCUCUCCGACUCUCCAUCCCCGUCUCUGUGUCUCCCCCGCGGGUCUCCGUCCCCUCAGCGGCCCCUGGACUUCUUCUCCUCAGCCUCCCCGCUGCUGGACGACACGGACCCGCCGUACCUCGCCUCCCCGGAGUGUCUUCACCCCUCCCCAGAGAACCGGGACCCCGAGGACUCCCCACGUUUUACGCCGCCAAAGUUCCGCGAGCGCACCGGGGAUUCCGGCUCACCGUUCCCCUCGCGGCGGGAUGUGCCGGUGGACGCGGUGUACGACCGCCACGAUGACCCCGUUCCCAAGUGGAGAGGACGAGGCGCCGCGACCGCUGAGCACUUGCAGCACCGCGGGCCGAGACCCCAGCGGAGCCCGGAGCCGCCGGACCACGGGAACCAUCACAUAGUGGAGCACAUAGACACCGAGCUCAACUCCGAGAGCCGGCAAACGGUGGAAGCCAUGCAUCGCCGCCACACCACGGUGAGGGAGAAGGGGCGUCGCCAAGCAAUACGAGGCCCGGCCUACAUGUUCAAUGAACGCGGCUCGCCCCUCACUGCGGAGGAAGAACGUUUUCUGGAGGCUGCUGAAUACGGAAACAUUCCGGUGGUCCGCAAAAUGCUGGAAGAAUCCAAAACGCUAAACUUCAAUUGUGUUGACUACAUGGGCCAGAAUGCUUUGCAACUGGCAGUGGGCAACGAGCACCUAGAAGUGACCGAGCUGCUGUUAAAGAAGGACGGGCUGGCUAGGAUCGGGGAUGGCCUGCUUUUGGCCAUCUCUAAGGGUUAUGUUCGAAUCGUCGAAGCCAUUCUCGCCAACCCAGCCUUUGGCGGAGGUCUCCGGCUGGCUCUGAGCCCCCUGGAGCAGGAGAUGCGGGAUGAUGACUUUUAUGCUUACGACGAGGAUGGAACGCGUUUUUCGCAUGAUGUCACCCCCGUCAUCCUGGCUGCUCACUGCCAGGAGUACGAGAUCGUCCACAUCCUUCUGAUGAAGGGGGCGCGCAUCGAAAGGCCACACGACUACUUCUGUAAGUGUUCAGAAUGUUUUGAGAAACAGAAGCAAGACUCGUUCAGUCACUCGCGCUCCAGGAUGAAUGCUUACAAAGGCCUCGCCAGUGCAGCUUACCUGUCGCUCAGCAGUGAAGACCCUGUGCUGACUGCUCUCGAACUCAGCAAUGAACUGGCAAGACUGGCCAACAUCGAGACGGAGUUCAAGAAUGACUACCGUAAGCUGUCCAUGCAAUGUAAGGACUUUGUGGUGGGUGUGCUGGACCUUUGUCGGAACACAGAGGAAGUGGAGGCCAUACUGAACGGUGACGUAGAAAACUGCCCCCCAAGGCCCAACAACCGACCCUGCCUCAGUCGUAUCAAACUGUCCAUCAAGUACGAAGUCAAAAAGUUCGUUGCCCAUCCCAACUGCCAGCAGCAGCUCAUGACUAUCUGGUAUGAGAACCUGCCUGGUCUGAGGCAGCAGUCCGUGGGGGUGAAGUGCUGGACAGUGCUGGGGGUCACCGUAGGUUUGCCCUUCCUGGCCAUUGCCUACUGGAUAAUGCCAUGCAGCAAGAUCGGACAGAUCCUGCGAAGCCCCUUCAUGAAGUUUGUGGCUCACGCCGUCUCCUUCACCAUCUUCCUGGGUCUGCUGGUCGUCAACGCCUCCGACCGCUUUGAGGGCGUCAAGAACCUGCCCAACGAGACCAUCACAGACCACCCGCGGCAGGUGUUCCGGGUCAAGACCACCCAGUUCUCCUGGACAGAGAUGUUGAUCAUGAAAUGGGUGUUGGGUAUGAUCUGGUCAGAGUGUAAGGAGAUCUGGAGCGACGGGCCCAGGGAGUACCUGAUGCACCUUUGGAACGUGCUGGACUUCGGCAUGCUGUCCAUCUUCGUGGCAUCCUUCACGGCACGCUUCAUGGCGUUCCUCAAGGCGUCCAAAGCUCAGCAGUAUGUGGACAUGCAUGUACUAGACGAAGACCUGAGCAACGCCUCGCUGCCUGACGAAGUCGCUUACUUCACUUUCGCCAGGAACAAGUGGCGCCCCUCCGACCCCCAAAUCAUCUCCGAGGGCCUGUACGCCAUCGCCGUUGUGCUGAGUUUUUCGCGCAUCGCCUACAUCCUGCCGGCCAAUGAGAGCUUCGGCCCACUGCAGAUCUCUCUGGGGCGCACGGUCAAAGACAUCUUCAAGUUCAUGGUCAUCUUCAUCAUGGUGUUUGUGGCCUUCAUGAUCGGCAUGUUCAACCUGUACUCGUAUUACCUGGGAGCCAAAUACAAUCCUGCCUUCACCACCGUGGAGGAGAGUUUUAAGACUCUCUUCUGGUCGAUCUUCGGGCUGUCGGAAGUGAUCUCCGUGGUGCUCAAGUACGACCACAAGUUCAUAGAGAACAUCGGCUACGUGCUCUAUGGAGUCUACAAUGUCACCAUGGUGGUCGUCCUCCUCAACAUGCUCAUCGCCAUGAUCAACAACUCUUACCAGGAGAUAGAGGAGGAUGCCGAUGUGGAGUGGAAGUUCGCCCGAGCCAAGUUGUGGCUCUCCUACUUUGACGAAGGACGCACUCUGCCUGCUCCCUUCAACCUGGUUCCCAGCCCGAAGUCCUUCUACUACCUGGUCCUCCGCAUCAAGUCCGGCCUGAUACGCCUGUGCAAGGCCAACGGACGUCGUCAUAACAACGAGCUAGAGAUGGGCAAGGUCAAUUCAGAGGGAAUGGAUGAGCUCUAUAGGCCUUAUCCCCGACCGGGAGAAGAGUUCAUGCCCCGGAAAUCCAGACAACAGCCGACCAGACAUCAGAUGAUCAUGAAGCGUCUGAUUAAGCGCUACGUGCUGAAGGCGCAAGUAGACAGAGAGAGCGACGAAGUCAAUGAAGGUGAGUUGAAGGAGAUCAAGCAAGACAUCUCCAGCCUCCGCUACGAGCUCCUGGAGGAGAAGUCUGAGGCCGCCGGAGAGCUGGCUCUGCUCAUCCAGCAACUUGGGGACAAGUUUGGCAAGAACACCAUGAGACACUGACAGGACUCACGGGAAGGAGAAGAGACGGACAGAGGGAAGAAGAUGUGAAAGAGGGUGGAAGCAGGGUGAGGACAGGUAGUUUUAAGGCCUUGAUAGUGGAAGAGGGAGAGAAAAGAAAGUGGAAGGGCGGAAUGUAGGGAGGGAAAAUUGCUUACAUAAGGCAAAAAGAAAAUGUUUUGUAUAUGCAAUGACCAAUUAGGGAAGAAUUUAAAAAAGAAGAUAGCUGCGACUGCAAGUGAGCAUGAGGUCAUUGGGUCAGAGGUGAAGUGUGUGUGUGUGUGUGUGUGUGUGUGUGUGUGUGUG